AUUUUCAACACAACAAAGCUCCUCACACACACACACAAAUAUGUCAACAGUUUUAAUUUUUUCUUUAUAAUUUGAAAUGCAGGUUGUGUUUGUGUUAAUGGAGGCUUUGAUCAAUUACUACUAGUAAAAAACAACAGUUUUACUUGAAUAUGAUGAAGGCAAAAACCAGAGGAACUUCUAGGGUUAGUAACAAUCCACAACAGAUGAUUUUCGAGCUUAAGCAUCGCGUAGUUAUCGCUUUAAACAAGCUUGCAGAUCGCGAUACUUUCCAAAUUGGAAUCGACGAGCUCGAGAAGACUAUCCAGCGUCUCACGCCUGAUGAGGUUCCUCCUUUCUUGUACUGCAUUCUCGACGUUGAUUCCGCGCAGAAGAGCGCUGUUCGUAGGGAAUGUAUUAGACUUAUAGGCGUUUUAGCUUCGUUUCAUGAGGAUCAGAUUAGUUCACAUCUAGGCAAAAUUGUAGUUGGCGUUGUGAAGCGGCUUAAGGAUCCUGAUUCGGUUGUGAGAGAGGCGUGUGUGGAGACUAUGGGAGUUUUAGCGGUUAAAUUGGGGGGAAUUGAGAGUGGUGAAGGUGAUGGAGUGUUUGUUGCGCUAGUGAAGCCUCUUUUUGAAAUUUUAGGGGAACAGAAUAAGCAGGUGCAGUCUGGUUCGGCGUUGUGUUUGGCUCGGGUUAUUGAUAAUACUGCUUAUCCUCCGACUACGAUUUUGCAUCGAAUGUUGAUUAGAACUGUUAAGUUUCUUAAGAAUCCACACUUUUUGGCCAAACCAGCGGUCAUUGAGUUGAAUAGAAGUAUUAUUCAGGCAGGUGGUGCAUCAACACCAAACUCCUUAAGUGCUGCAAUGACUAGCAUUCAAGAAGCUCUCAAGAGCAGUGAUUGGGUCACACGUAAAGCUGCUUCUGCAGCAUUAGGAGAAAUAGCUUCAAGUGGUGGAGCUAAUUAUAGUUCUCUAAAGUCAUCCUGUAUAUGUGCUCUUGAAUCAUGUCGCUUUGACAAGGUCAAGCCAGUUAGGGAUACGGUGCUGCAUGCCUUGCAUCUCUGGAGAAGUUUAAUAGGUUCGGAUACACCUGCAUGUUCAGAUACAGGAUCCUCUUUAAAAGAAACUUUUUCUGGAGGUGGCUAUGGAGAUAUUAGUAGUACCAGUGAAUCUACAACCAAAGCUGUUACAUUUACAAAAGGUGGUUGUGAUUCUGUUAAGAAAAGGAGUCCCCUCUCUUUACAAAAAGUUGGGCAAAAGACCAAAGAAUUUUCUCACAGUUACAAGGAAAAUGAUUGGCAAGUAGAAAUUGCAGUUCCUAAAAAUCAUAAUUCUUAUCUAUCAGAUACUCACAAUGAAGAAUCUGAAGGCAGUUCUGUUACUAAGACAUUUGAAUCGACUAGCAAUGAUAUUUCUAGUACUCAAUAUAUUGGGUUUGAGUAUGUGCCGGUGGAUGACAAACAAGAAUCUUCAUCAGUGUCUAAUGUGACAAAUGACAAGUUUGAAACUAAGCUGGUGCCAACUUUCCAUAAUAGUCGUUUGAGGGAUCCAGUGGUAACCGAAACAGGAAUAGGUAAGCAGUUCUUAAAUGGAGAAGUCAGUGCAGAUCAACAAAAUCGUAAAGAAAUUCGGGGAAGUCUUGACUCAGUAGUAACCAUGUCAAGCUCUCAAACCAUCAGCACCUGUUGCUUACAAACAGCAAAUGAUAUGAUAAUGGUGCGAAAGCAUCUUUUGGAGAUCGAAAACAAACAAUCAGAACUGUUAGAUAUGUUAAAGGUGUUUACCACCAACACAGCAGAAACUUUGUCCAUGAUACAGUUGAAAGUAUCAGGUCUGGAAGAUGUAGUUGGUAAAAUGUCACAACUAAAUGGUGGGAGAUGCUACGAUCUAUCUGCUUCCAAACUUUCAAAGAGAAGCACCACUCUUGUUUCUCCUAGACUCUCUGUAUGCACUCCUAGGCCGUCUGUUGAAAUUUGUAAUAAACAGCCCCCAUUGCCUAAAAGGGGUAAUGAGUUUUGUGAGGAGAAAACAUCUGGCAGAAGCAAAUUAAGAAGUUCUACUGAACAAGGAGUUUCCAUGUGGACAGAAAGUAGAAAUUCUGCUGCAGAAGGCACACAUAAAAGCUCUAGGCAAGGAGUUGGUGGCAAUCAAACAAAAAAUCUUGGUUCUGCCGCAAAUGCUAGACACUAUUCAUCAGAACCUAAAGAUAGUCCAUGGACACUUGUAAUAGGCCAUCUUUCGAAAGGUGACCUUGAUGCUGCAUAUACAGAAGCUGUGCGAUCUGGUGAUGAUCUUGUUCUGAUUGAACUUCUUGAGAAAACUGGUCCUGUACUAGAAGAUUUAUCACAGAAGACGGCAAAUGACGUACUCAGAACUUUAGCAACAUACUUCUUGGAACAAAGAUUUAUUAAUUCAAUGAUACCUUGGUUGCAACAGGUUGUGGACUUGAGUACUCUUCAUGGACCAAAUUACCUUGCUCUCUCGGCAAAAGCAAGGAGAGAAUUUCUAUUUGCAAUUCAAGAAGCAGUGAAUAUAGAUUUCUCCAGUUCUGCAGAGAGAAGAUCUGUCACACAGCUAGUGAUGAAUCUGCACCAAAUUUGGGGAAAAUGCUCCUGAGAUAUGUGCUACAGAAACUUGAUGCUGAAUAUAAUGAUGUUAAGGAUGACAAGCUCCGCUUACAAGCUUCUUUGAGUGAUCGUUCCUGUCCUUUCCCCUGUUUGAGAAAUGAAAUGCCAAUUAAAGCAACAAAAAUCAGACCUGAGCACUUGCCUACAGAUUAAGUAUGAUGAUCAUAACUGAAACUCUUUUUAAGUAGUUCCAGGCAAGGAAGGGUUGGCCAUGAAACAUUAAGACAAUGCUGAUCGUUUUUAGACUCCUUAUGCUACAGCAAUGUAUUUUCUUCUAUCACAGUAUUGUACCUGCAUUGAUGUGCUAUUUUCUUAGUUCCACGUGCUCCUUCCGCAACCAACGGGAAAUUGACGUGUUUUCUUCA
Daucus carota subsp. sativus is the source of this 2967-nucleotide messenger RNA. RefSeq names its product TORTIFOLIA1-like protein 2. Gene Ontology annotation, molecular function: microtubule binding. The record is from RefSeq and is a predicted model, not a curated record. The coding region runs from base 150 to 2591 and encodes 813 amino acids. The transcript has 7 exons. NCBI's taxonomy places the organism in Eukaryota, Viridiplantae, Streptophyta, Magnoliopsida, Apiales, Apiaceae. Gene Ontology annotation, cellular component: microtubule.